Messenger RNA from Aspergillus mulundensis, 1689 nucleotides. Its product is annotated as sugar porter family MFS transporter. Gene Ontology annotation, biological process: carbohydrate transport; transmembrane transport. Gene Ontology annotation, molecular function: carbohydrate:proton symporter activity. Lineage: Eukaryota; Fungi; Ascomycota; Eurotiomycetes; Eurotiales; Aspergillaceae. Gene Ontology annotation, cellular component: membrane. The transcript has 6 exons. Bases 1 to 1689 code for a protein of 562 amino acids. The record is from RefSeq and is a predicted model, not a curated record.
AUGGAUCCCGUUGACGUUGCCGCGCACGAGGAGCGCAAGAAGUCUCUUUACCAGAACCGGUGGCGCCAUGUCCUUGAUAAUCCGAAGCUGCUGGUAAUUGCCUUUUUCGCGUCGCUGGGAGGCUUCGAGUAUGGGUAUCAGCAGGGAGUCCUCGGCCAGUCGCUCGUCAUGUACCGCUUCAAAGACAACUUUCCGUCCGUGGUCAACUCCACUAGCGCUACGGGGUGGUUGACUUCGGUUUUGCAGCUUGGAGGUCUCUUUGGGUCGCUUACUGCUGGUAUACUUGGAGAGAUCUUCUCGAGGAAGUACACCAUGUUCAUGGCUUCCUGCUGGGUCGUCCUCGGCAGCUACCUAUACAUCGGCGCGAAGUACCAUGACCCUUCUUUACUUUAUGCUGGGCGAUUCUUCACCGGCGUCGGUGUUGGCACCUUCAGUGGCGUGGGGCCGCUAUACAACGCCGAACUCGCAACACCUUCGAUGCGCGGCUUCUUCGUCUCAUUCUAUCAAUUCGCAACCAUUCUCGGCAUGUUCCUCGCGUUCUGGGUGGGCUACUCGAGCAACAUGCACAUGGGCGGCACAGGGGAGACCCAAACGAACCUCGCCUGGCAGCUGCCAUCAAUCAUCCAAGGCAUUCCGGCUGCUCUACUGAUGGUUGGGGUCUGGUUCCUCCCAUUCUCGCCCCGAUGGCUCGCGAAGAAAGGCAGGGACGAGGAAGCGCGCAAGACACUGGCCUACAUCCGCAAUCUCCCCGUUGACCACCCCAUGAUUGACCUGGAGCACAAGGAGAUCCAGGCCGAGACCCUCUUCGAGCAACGCGCCUUCGCCAAGGCUUUCCCCGGACUCGCCGAGAAGGAGAAGCAGAGCGUCAUCAUGCGCGAGCUGGCGCAGUACUGGCAUAUUCUGCGCAAAUGGGAUGCAUUUAAACGAGUCUCGACAGCGUGGCUCGUUAUGUUCUGGCAGCAAUGGAGUGGAAUCGACGCAAUCCUCUACUACGCCGCGAACGUGUUCGAAGACCUGGGCAUGACCGGCGGCACCACGGCCCUCCUCGCAACCGGAAUCACGGGCGUCUUCUUCCUGGUCUUCACAGUCCCCGGCAUGCUCGUGAUCGACAAGUUCGGCAGAAAGCCCAUGCUCAUCGUCGGGUCUUUCUUCAUGCUCAUCUUCAUGAUCAUCGUCGCGGUAAUCGUCGCCAAAUGCAGACACGAUUGGGCCAGCCACUCCGCAGCAGGCUGGGCCGCGUGCGCGUGCAUCUGGCUGUAUAUCGGCUGCUUCGGCGCCACCUGGGGCCCCGUGAGCUGGACGCUGGUCUCUGAGAUAUUCCCGCUGUCGAUUCGCUCGAAGGGCGCUGCGUUCGGGGCGUCGAGUAACUGGAUUAACAACUUCGCCGUGGCGUUCUACACGCCCGAUAUGUUUGACAUGUGGGCGUACGGGACGUACAUUUGGUUCGCGGGGUUCCUGAGCGCCGGCAUCUUGUGGGUCUGGUUCUUCCUGCCUGAGACGAAAGGGGCGUCGCUUGAGGAGAUGGAUCGGGUUUUUGGAAGUCGAACUGGGGCGGAGGAUGCUGCUAUGAUGGCGCAGGCGCGGGCGGAUGUUGGGCUCGACCAGCGUGUUGAGCAGUUGGCGGAGAAGGCGGCUAUUGGUAGUGUGCAUGUGGACGAAGGACGAGUCUCGCAGGAAGAGAAGGUCUGA